AUGUCUGCUCUUCAAUACCCCCUAGGCACUACUGCCUCCCUCCCCCCUAUUGCCCACCCCUGCGCAGACUACUCCUCCCCCUCCAUCCUAUGCAUCCACAACUACGGCGCCGUCCUCCCCGAAGGCUUCGAGCGAAUCAUCCAACCCAUCGUCGGCGCCACUGACACCUACGCCUCGACCUCCGUCCCUUCCGACCCAUCCUUUUCUCUGCUAUCUAACGCCAGCUUCCUCAUCUUCGACGAGGCCCGCGCUUCGGACAUUCUCGGCCCGGACCCAGUCGUCGACUUUAUUUUCCCCCUCGACAAUGUCCCCCACGAAGCCCCAACCUACGAACCCAACCUCAAUCUGAUCUUUUUUUCACGUCUCCGGCCAGAUCCCCCAGCUCAAUACGUCAUCGAUCUGAACAAUGAUCCUCCGACCCUCGAACAACGGAUUUCUGAUCCUCCUCUUGUUGUUCCUUGUGGAUCGACCUACCACGCGGGACUAAUCUACUGGUGUGGUUCGGCUACCUACAACGGGAUCUACACCCCGGGGAUAUAUGCCCUGAAUGCAUCAACUGGAAAGAUCCACCCUGUUCUUAACAACUACUUCGGUUACAACUUUGGAACAUGCGAUGAUCUGGCCGUCGCUUCGAACGGGGAUAUUUGGUUUACGGAUAACUGGUACAUCCACGGCCUCCCCCACAUCCAACACAACCACACCAUCCAUCUCGAAACCGCCGUCUACCGAUUCACGCCCUCCACCGGAAACAUCCAAAUCGUAUCCGACGACUUCUCCCAACCCAACGGAAUCACCUUCUCCCCUGACCAACGGACAGUAUACGUGACCGACACCGGCGCUGACGCCGUCUCCCUCGCCAGUGGGGAAAUUUCCUACCAUUCGAAUGGAAAACGUACCGUUUAUGCAGCGGACCUGUUGCCUGAUGGUACAGGGAUGGUGAAUAAACGGGCGAUAUUCCUAGCGCAGGAUCGUGUGCCGGAUGGGAUUAAAACAGCCAGCAAUGGGUAUGUGGUUACGGCGACGGGACAUGGGGUGGAUGUGUUGGAUGAGAGGGGGGUGUUGAUGGUUAGGGUGCAGACGAAUUUUACGGUGUUGAAUGUGGUUUGGGCGGGGAGGGAGGGGAAGGAGUUGUGGAUGGUGGGGUUUGGGGGGUGGGGAGGGUGA
Molecule: messenger RNA, 1164 nt
Organism: Aspergillus sclerotioniger CBS 115572
Lineage: Eukaryota; Fungi; Ascomycota; Eurotiomycetes; Eurotiales; Aspergillaceae
Product: SMP-30/gluconolactonase/LRE family protein
Exons: 2
Coding region: 1-1164 (387 amino acids)
Source: RefSeq, a predicted model, not a curated record